AUGGCAUCUCUCCGGCCUUUGACUGCGUCCUUGCGCUGGGCUGCCUCCGCGAGGGGCGUUGCCGCCGUGCGAUAUAGCUCCUCCUCAACCUCUGCCAUCGCCUACAAGGCCCUCCGCCGUCGCUCUGCUCCUCUCCCCGUGAGCGACAGCCCUCCUGCCUGGUCCGCCCAGUCUGCCGUCUCCAACAUUCUCUAUGAGACUCCGGUCCCAUCUACAGCUCCCCCCAAGCGCCACAUUCUUAACUGUCUUGUCCAGAACGAGCCCGGUGUCUUGUCCCGAGUCUCGGGUAUUCUGGCUGCGCGUGGUUUCAACAUUGACUCUCUUGUCGUGUGUAACACUGAGGUCGACGAUCUCUCCCGUAUGACCAUUGUCCUCACUGGCCAGGACGGUGUUGUUGAGCAAGCUCGCCGACAGCUCGAGGAUCUGGUCCCUGUUUGGGCCGUUCUCGACUACACCAACGCUGCUCUCGUUCAGCGUGAGCUUCUUCUUGCCAAGAUCAACAUUCUUGGCCCCGAGUACUUCGAGGAGCUCCUCCACCACCACCGAGAAAUUGCUGCUGGUGAGGUUGAGGUCGACUACGCCCAUGAGGCCAUCGAGCGCAGCCUCUCCGAUACCGCCAAGGAUUUCCACCCUAGUAAGCUGGCUAUUAGCCAGGCUCUCCGACACAAGCAUGAGCAUCUGAAGUCCAUCACCUACUUUGCCCACCAGUUCGGUGGUAAGGUUCUGGAUAUUAGCACCAACAGUUGCAUUGUCGAAGUCUCCGCUAAGCAAUCCCGUAUCGACUCAUUCCUCAAGCUCAUUGCCCCCUUCGGCAUUCUCGAGUCUGCUCGCACAGGUCUGAUGGCUCUGCCAAGAUCUCCUCUGUCGGAAACCAACCAGGAGUCCCUUGCUAUGGAGGCGGAUGAGGUUGUUGACGCCAGCCAGCUUCCUCCCGGUUAA
This is a messenger RNA of Fusarium sp. VM40, 939 nucleotides long. NCBI's taxonomy places the organism in Eukaryota, Fungi, Ascomycota, Sordariomycetes, Hypocreales, Nectriaceae. The record is from the annotation of a GenBank genome assembly.